CGUCUCAAUCACUCACUCCAUGUGCAAGCAACAACGCCCAUUCCCCAUUCCUCCUUGUGUAGCGCACCAACCACACACCCCAUCAGCCAGCCAAUCAGUCCAUCUUGCCCGUGGCCCCCAUCAUGGCACCUUCCCCCUCCUCCUCACCCACAGUCAGCGCCAAACCCAAACCCAUCUCGCUGUCCAGUGAGCGCAACACCGCCUGAACACAAGCAGUGCAGUGUAUUGGUAUGUCUCAUCCAUCGAUGGCAUGCACGCAGUGAGUGACACGAGAGGAGAUCUGACCCACCUGGACUUUCUGUGGCGAUGUCUCGCCCUUGAGUCGACCCAGUUUCUCCAUGACCGUCGAUUUCACCACCUGUGUCUGCUGCUGGGCGAUCUCACGCGCUUUGCGCAGCAUUUCGCGGGCCGCAGCAGCACUGCACAAAGACACAGAACAGAGGUAGAGGCACCAAGUGUGGAAAGAAUGGAAUGGCCCGACUGCAUUUCAUUUUUCUCUUCCCUGACUCUUCUGCUUUUUUCUUCCUAUCGAGCAUCUCGGUGAGCAUAACUUGCCGCUUGUACUCCUGCACACAUAUAUGCAGAUAGGCAGGGACCCUAGACUGUGUCGAUGUCAAUGGCAGUGGCAGUGUUGUGUGUCUGUGUGCCGACCUUUUGUCUCUCCAGUCGUUCGCGGUUCUGCUGCACCAGUUCCUCGCGCAUCGAUCGGACGCUCCUGUUGACAUCGACGUUCUGAGACAUACCAUACACACACCAGGCCACACAUAUAGUGCACACACAUACGCAUGGCGAUACCUGCAUGAUUCUCGACUUGAGGUCCUUUUCGUUGGCGUCGAGCUGCUUUAUGUGCUCCCGCAUCUCCUUCGCCUUGCUGUUAAGCUCUUCUCGCAGCCUCUUGGCGUUCUCAUUCCUCUUGUCCCACCGACGCUGCCUGUUGCCGUGCGUCGUCUCCGACCGCUGCUUCAGACCCGUCUCAUAGGCUUCCUUGGCACGCAUGGCGUGUUCAUGACGCUGCCUGGCUGCCUCCUCCCGCUCCUUCUGCAGAUUCUCGAGAUGCUCGUUGACGCGCUGUCGCUUCUCCGCCAUGGACUGCUGCCGGCUCUCUGCACGCGCCUGCAGACUGCAGAGAAGGAUGCGAGGAGACAUGAGCUUGUGAGAGUGGGCGAGAGGAGGGAGGGGUAGAUUGCAUACGAUGUGAAUGUGUCUGCUUGUCGUUGUGCGAGCAUCUGGUCUUUUUGCGCUUGAAUGCCCAGCUGCGACAUGGCGAAUUCCUCCUUCUGUCGCUGGUACUCCCGAUUCUUCUCGCGGAGCCGCUCUGCGUUCUCUUCUCUGAGUCGAUGCAGCUCCUCAAACUGAUUCACACGCGCCUGAUGUACCCAUCAGACAAAGGGAUUGCCUGUGGGUCGGACAAAGGGCUGUCUUUGGACCUCUCUGAGUUUGCGUCCUUGCUCUCUCUUCUUGUUCAGCUUCGCCUUUUGCUCUGCGGCUUCUUUGCGGCGUCGUGCCUCAAAUUCCUUCCACUCCUCCAUGCGCUUUUCCCGUCUGGCAUCGGCGGCAUUCUGUUUUUCCUGGACCCUCUGGGCUCGCAACUGACUGUACAGCGCACACACACACACACACAGACGAAGCGGAUAAGCCCUUGUUGCCCUCCUUCUGUCCAAAGGCGUACUGUAGGCUUUCGACUCGUUGCAGGUUCUGUAGAGCCUUUUGUCUGGCCAUUUCCUCGCCCUGCUGUGCGGCCAUCUGGUCGUCAAGGAACUUCUGGAUGUCCUUCUUCUGCUGCAGCGCCACCUGCUUCAACCGCUCCUGCUCCUGCAUCGCUAUCUGCACCAUUCACCGACACAUCAUGGAAAGGGACAGCCUUGACAUCCACUGUAUUUGUGUGUGUGUGGCGGUGUCUGACCUGCUGUUCGGGCGUGAUGAGGUCCACAGGGCUGACUUGGCUGGCGGUGCGUCGACUGGACAGGUAGACCAUGGCCUGCCUGUCGCCCGCAGCCGUGCCCUGCGCAGCCAUCCUCUUGGCCACGUGCCGCGGUGAGUCGCUUUCCUGCGACCAUCUGGGGCCCCUGUGCGGCAUCAAGGCUGUGUUGGCAAGCGCGGCGUCCAGCAGCUCUGGGGCUGUGGAUAUCGAGGGGGACUCAAGUAUCUUGAACGACUUGCUGACGUCCUGGGGCUUUAUUCUUUCUCGGUGCUUCAUAACCUGCCGGAUGAGGGCCAGCCGCUUUUUCUCGAAUGUCUCAUACUUCUCGCGGGCAAGGUCCUCACUCAGACCACCCUUGGCAAAGUCCUCUGCAAGACACAUACAACAUGCGUCAUCCACAGAGUGUCACUACCACCCGCUAGCCGUCCAUUCUCCCAUUCACCCACCCACCAGGCGCCUUUUUGUGCAGCUCUUCUAUUCUGAUCCCCAGCCUGCAAACAGACCAACCGCCAUCUCUGGAGCAAUACUGAGCUGGUAGAGCCUUACUGGAGAAGCGACGCUUGGAACCGUGGGGAUUCAACAGGAAGUUGAGGCGCACUUUCUUUUGGGCUGGUGCUCACCGCCGGGGCACUAGCACCACCAGCUACUCGCGCCAUAUCGUUGAGGGGGAUAGAGG
Molecule: messenger RNA, 2597 nt
Organism: Vitrella brassicaformis
Lineage: Eukaryota; Vitrellaceae
Source: the annotation of a GenBank genome assembly